AUGUCCCUGUCAUAUUGGCUGCAAGGGGUACGGGCGAACCCCCUGCUCGACCAUCGGACAACGGAGGAUUUGCCCAAGGAAGCGGAAGUGGUCAUCAUCGGGUCCGGGAUGACAGGCACACUUACCGCAUAUGAGUUACUGAAGGGCGACAACCCUCCAAAGAGCGUUCUCCUGCUUGAAGCACGAGAGUUGUGUUCUGCGGCCACUGGGCGCAAUGCUGGUCAUUGCAAGCCGGAUCAGUGGCGAGGAUUUGCAAAGUAUGAGAAGAUGUUUGGUGCCGAACAGGCCCUGAAGAUCCUAGCGAAUGAGCAAGACACUUGGGAGCACCUAGUUGCCUUCAUCCGCGAGGAGAAGAUAGACUGUGACCUAUGGGUAGGGAAGACUCUUGAUGUGGCCAUGACCGAGGAAGUCGCUGCAUUGGCCGCCGACACCUUCAACCGCUUCAAGGCAGCCGGUGGGCCCACCUCGCACAUCGAGCACAUCACAGACAGAGACGAAGCCGUCAAGCGCUCCCGCAUCAAGAAUGCCGUCUCGGUGUUCGCAUGGGACGCGUCGACGCUUUACCCCUGGAAGGUCGUCGCACACAUCAUUAAGCUGUCUUUGGCCUUGGGUUUGAACCUCCAGACGUGGACGCCGGUCACGGGUGUAGAGGCGACGCCGUCGCAAGACGGGAAGUGGGUGGUGAGGACCGAGAGAGGGGACGUCGUUACCCCCACGGUUGUCCACGCGACCAAUGCGUAUGCCGCUGCUCUGCUUCCCGAGCUGCAGAACGUCAUUCGACCGACGCCGCAUAUGUGUAACAAGACCAUCCCGCCACGAUCGUUCGCCGGGACAAAAACCCUGCAGAACUCGUAUGGUGUUCUGUGUCCGGGCGGCGCACUCUUUUCUAUCAACCCUCGAGCGAACACCGAUGGUAUAGUACUUUUUGGAGGCAGCAACCCGAACCAACACCAUCUUCUGAAGUACCUUGACGAGAACCCGGACCGACGGACGGACGAUAGCCUAUCGAAUUUCGAGCCGGUUACUCAAGCAGUCAUUGACUUCGCGACGGAGGAGUUUGGAUGGGACAAGAAGACGUCUCCCGGACAAGGCUACGACUACAGCUGGAGUGGUAUCAUCGGCCGAAGUGCGGAUGGCGUUCCCUACAUAGGACCUUUACCUGGCAAGCCUGGGCAGUGGAUAUGUGCUGGUCAUAACGGCCACGGGAUGGCACGUAUAUUCACCUCUGCGCCGGGCCUCGUAAAGCUAAUGAAGGGGGGUAGUUGGGCGGACACGGGUCUCCCGGAGUGCUUCCAGGUGACGAAGGAGAGACUAGACAAGCUAGCAAAGAUCGACUUCAAGGUACCCAUUAUCUAA
Molecule: messenger RNA, 1356 nt
Organism: Gloeophyllum trabeum ATCC 11539
Lineage: Eukaryota; Fungi; Basidiomycota; Agaricomycetes; Gloeophyllales; Gloeophyllaceae
Product: FAD dependent oxidoreductase
Exons: 10
Coding region: 1-1356 (451 amino acids)
Cellular component (GO): cytoplasm
Molecular function (GO): oxidoreductase activity
Source: RefSeq, a predicted model, not a curated record